UUUCCAAAUGUAUGCGUUCAUUUUGCUUCCUCUUUUUUGUUUCUGCUGAAAUUAAUUCUGGUCUUUUCCUGAAGAAAAGAGAGAGUGAUGGACGCUAAAACGCUAAUACAGAGACAGUCUUAUUCACUUCUCAAAGAUUUAUGCAGCAACAACUGAUGAAGCAGAAAUCCUGAUUCAUUAGACCCGGCUUUGUUUUCAGUCUUCAACUGUCCACUUAUGGUCUCCCAAGCAUGUAACCACAUGGUGCAGGGCAUCAUAUUAAGCAUGGAUUAACUGUGAAGACCAAAAUAAUUACAAUUGUGGUUGACCAUAAAAGCCCAGAGAGUCCAGGCCUUCUAUAUUAUUAAACAUACCAUACCAAAAAAGACUUGAAAAUCUUUGAAAAGCAUUCUGGAUGAACACAGGUCUACAAGCUAUGGCACAAUACAGGAUCCAAGCUCUGAUCUCAGUGACAAUUGUCAUUUCGAUGUGUCAGUUCAGCAUGAGCUACAGUUUCAAGAAUUGUAUAGAAUUUCCUGGCUCAAACCAUACAACCUUCAAAUGCACUGAACGCCAAGCUCAGACAUUGAGUGCUAUUGUGGGUGACUUACCAAAUUCUGCUACAAACGUUUCAAUCUUCUACUGCAAAGUUGACGAAAUUCCUCAAAAUAGCUUCUCUGGCCUGCCGAACCUCAGAUUUCUGCAACUAAGCAACAAUCACAUUAAGGACAUCAAGAAAGAUGCCUUUUCUAACCUACAUGAUCUUCGCAUGCUUAACUUGUCCAUCAACGACAUAGUUUAUCUGGAUUCGUCCAUUUUCCAAGACCUUCAGACCCUCAGAACUUUGUUCCUGAAUGGCAACAGACUGACAAAUAUAUCUUCUGACCUAUUUUCUAGCUUAUCAGAAUUAGAGACUCUGGAUCUAAGUACAAACCAGUUAAAGAACUUCUCAGCAUUGGUGCACUCCAUAUCAAAGCUGAAAAGGCUGAAAUACCUGGACAUUUCCUUCAACAGACUUAUCACUUUGCUACACUCAGCCAACCUGCCGCAGUCACUUUCCCAUCUUUUUCUUGGUCAUAACAACCUAACCACACUGGAAUGCAGAAAUGACUUUCUAAGCAGAGUCAAACUGCUGGAUCUCUCUUACAAUGAAGGUCUAUCAGCCCAAGCUUUCUUUGGUCUGAACCUGAGCAGUCUGACAUACUUACAUUUGCAUUCAACCAACAUUUCUAUUAUAACACUCCUUAAUCAUACUAAUGUGAUUCCUUGGCAUGUAGACUUCUCAGGUUUGGGAUUAAAAGAGCCCCAAAUGAUAGUUUCACUGUGCAAACAACUGUCAUACUAUCCAAACAAACAUAUGCAAAAAAUGCUCCUUCAGAGCAAUGAUCUGAAAGUUCUUAAUAGUAAGACAUUUUCUGACUGUCCUACUAUAACUAAUAGUUUGGACCUUUCAUUCAAUCAGCUGAAAAGCAUAGGCUGUUUGAAAUUCCUUGUAAGACAAAAAUAUCUUGUGAAACUCAAAAUUGAACAUAACCACUUUUCAGAGCUUGAAAGUUGCAAAAAUGGCACAAAAUUCCUCCACUUGAAGGAACUGAGCUACCGCUACAAUCGCAUUCUUAAAGUGAAUUCUUUUGCUUUCAGCCAUACGCCAAAUCUGACAACUCUUCAACUGAAUAUAAACAUAAUUGCCUACUUGGAUCGCAAAGCACUCAGUGGACUUAAAGACCUUCUUACGCUCCGUCUGGACAACAAUCUUCUGACUGAUCUCUAUAAUGAGAGCUUUGAGGACCUUCACAGUCUUCAGACACUUAAUUUACGUAAUAACCAAAUUUCUGUCAUAUUCAACAACACAUUCUACUCCCUCAGUCAGCUAAGGAUUUUAGAUUUAGGAGGAAACAAGAUAGCACAUUUAAUGCCCCUAGCAUUUGUAGGGCUAGACAGCUUGAAUAAUCUUUACUUAGACCGCAAUCGUCUAGCAAAAAUUGAUGUUCAGCUGAUUGGAAGCCUGCAUCGCACACUGAACGUGCUAGAUUUACAAGGCAAUUUCAUCCAUUAUGCUAAACAACAUGUAAACUCCCCAUUUGUGAAUUUAACAAAGCUGACUGACUUAAAGUUAGAUGGACAGAUGCCAUAUGGCAUCAACUUAUUACCACAUGCAUUUUUUCGUGGUCUCACAUCCCUGAAAAGUCUUUACCUCAGUAACAACCAUAUCUCAUCUUUUAGCACUGACACAUUUGAUGACCUAAUAAACUUAAAAUUUUUAACAUUAGAUGACUCAUGUGUUGGCAUAACCCAACUCAAACCAGGAAUUUUCAAAAAUCUUCACAAGCUGGAGAAAUUAACAGUUGAGAACAUGGGCAUUGAGUCAUUCUCAAAAGAGGUAUUUGGCAAUCUCACAGGACUGAAAGUAGUGCAUCUUAACCGCAAUGCCAUGCAGACUUUGGAUGUGGACUUGCUGGAAAAUCUGACUAAUCUACAGUAUCUAGAUGUUAGAAAUACUCCUCUCAGUUGCAACUGUCCCAAUAGCGAGCUAAAGAAUUGGACAAAAAACAACCAAAGGGUCCAGGUUAUAUAUCUUUACAACCAUACCUGUCCAGGUGACAAAAAUUCAAGCUUUUACAACUUUGACACCCAUGUAUGCUCAGAUUUUGGAGUGUACUGGUUUGCCUCUACUUAUGUUGUAACACUGCUACUAACAUUACUGCCACUACUUUAUGUCAAGCUCUACUGGAAAUUUAAAUAUGGCUAUUACGUCUUCCGCUCUUGGUUUGGUGAGCAGUGGCGUCGAAUUCGAGAAAAGGAAGAGAAAUGCACGUAUGAUGCUUUCAUCUCCUACAACUCGGCAGAUGAGAAAUGGGUGAUGGAGGAGCUUCUCCCAAACCUUGAAGGGAGUGGGUUCCGACUUUGCCUCCACCACCGGGACUUUGAGCCGGGCCGCAAUAUAGUCGACAACAUUGUGUCAGCGGUUUACAACAGCCGCAAAACAGUGUGUGUGGUCAGCCAGAACUUCCUCCAUAGUGAGUGGUGCUCCCUAGAGAUCCAGUUGGCCAGCUACCGUCUUUUUGACGAGAUGCAGGAUGUGCUCUUACUGGUCUUUUUGGAGUCCAUCCAUGAGCGACAGCUCUCUGCCUAUCACCGUAUGAGAAAAGUUAUGCUGAAAAAGACUUAUCUGCAGUGGCCAGGACUCGAAUGCACAGAUCCCGUCAAGGCACAGGGGCUGUUCUGGAAGCAGCUUAAAAGAGCUUUAAGAAGCAGCAACUGUAGACGCCAAGAUGAAGAACAGAUGGAGGAGAAUGUACACAUUGGGCAGCAGAAAGAUGAUGCAAAAGCAGAGGAAAGAGAAUAUUGUAAGAACCAGGAACAAAUGGAUGAUGAGCCAUAUCCCCUUAUGCCCUAACAUCAGACUUAUGCUUCAUCUCUAGUCUCUUUUCUUCCAAAGAAAUCAUGAAAGUAAAUAAGCCUGUAUUAGACUGCAAACAUUUGGUACCAAUUUCUUUAUUAAUAACAUUUUUCUUAAAUGAUUAUUUACUUCAGUGUGCACUGGCAAGAGAAGUAUGAACAAUGAACAGAAUGAAAAUGGCAUAAAUCCUGUUAAAUAACAUAAAUCUGACACAAAAUAUCAGCUGUAAGCAACAACACCAAAAAAGAUUUUGUGAGAAAUAAAAAUGAAAAUAAAAUAACACUUUAUUAUAAA
Messenger RNA from Hemibagrus wyckioides, 3673 nucleotides. RefSeq names its product toll-like receptor 21 (gene tlr21). Gene Ontology annotation, cellular component: membrane. The coding region runs from base 395 to 3376 and encodes 993 amino acids. Gene Ontology annotation, molecular function: transmembrane signaling receptor activity; protein binding. The record is from RefSeq and is a predicted model, not a curated record. The transcript has 4 exons. NCBI's taxonomy places the organism in Eukaryota, Metazoa, Chordata, Actinopteri, Siluriformes, Bagridae. Gene Ontology annotation, biological process: inflammatory response; immune response; toll-like receptor signaling pathway.